ACGCCCGAGGCGCGCAAGGAGGCGGGGCCGCCCGGGCCUGCGACCACAGAGGUCCUCUGGCUGUUGGUGCUUAGUAGCUGUACCUUCUUCGCGGUUCCUGGUCGCCGUCGCUGCCGCCGCCUCCACUUCCAGCUUUGCACCAUGGCCUUCGUAACCAGGCAGUUCUUGCGCACAGUGUCUUCUACGUCCACAGCUUCAGCCUCGGCGAAGAAAAUUAUCGUCAAGCACGUGACGAUCAUCGGCGGCGGGCUCAUGGGCGCCGGCAUUGCCCAGGUUGCUGCAGCAACUGGCCACACAGUCGUGUUGGUAGACAAGACAGAGGACAUCCUGGCAAAAUCCAUAAAGGGAAUUGAGGAAAGCCUUAGGAAAAUAGCCAAGAAGAAGUUUGCGGAAAAUCCCAAGGCAGGCGAAGAAUUUGUGGGGAAGACCCUGAGCAGCAUCUCGACCAACACGGAUGCAGCGUCUGUCGUCCAUAGCACGGACCUGGUGGUGGAGGCCAUUGUGGAGAAUCUGAAGGUGAAGACUGAGCUGUUCAAGAGGCUGGACAAAUUUGCCGCUGAACACACAGUCUUUGCCAGCAACACUUCCUCUUUGCAGAUCACAGAUAUAGCCAACGCUACCACCAGACAGGACCGAUUCGCCGGGCUCCAUUUCUUCAACCCAGUGCCCUUGAUGAAGCUCGUGGAGGUCAUUAAAACACCAAUGACCAGCCAGAAGACGUUUGAAUCUCUGAUGGACUUCAGCAAAGCCCUGGGGAAGCACCCUGUUUCUUGCAAGGACACACCUGGGUUUAUUGUGAACCGCCUGCUGGUGCCGUACCUCAUGGAAGCAGUCCGGCUGUUGGAACGAGGUGACGCAUCCAAGGAGGACAUCGACACUGCUAUGAAGCUGGGGGCUGGGUACCCCAUGGGCCCAUUUGAACUUCUGGAUUACAUUGGGCUGGAUACUACGAAGUUCAUCAUGGACGGCUGGCAUGAUAUGGACACACAGAACCCCUUGUUUCAGCCCAGCCCGUCCGUGAAUAAGCUGGUAGCAGAGAAGAAGCUUGGCAAGAAGACUGGAGAAGGAUUUUACAAAUACAAAUGACAAGCGCAGAUUCUCUGGCUCCAGGAAGAACCCAGUAAGCUCGUACCAGCAGCUGCCCCAAGUGCCCAUGGGAAUGCUCUUGGGUCAGACGUUCUCUUACACAGCACAAUCUAUUAGAUGUGCAUUUUGAUCAUAAUCUAUCUGACAUAAUUAUUUACACAUAGCAGAGUCCCCCAUUAAGAAUGAAUUCCCUUUUUUAGUCUGUUCAUUUCUGUGUGUUUUCUAAAAAGCUUUACACCCUUGGUGCCUUGGAGCAAACAUUUCUUUGGAACCUCGUCAUUUUCAGAACCCAUUGCCUGAAUCCGUUCACCUGUAGAGGGGAACGCACUUCCUCCGAGAGUGCGCUGGGUGCGUCACUGCCACGUGGCAGUUGUGGCUGUUGACGCGACCGUGGUGUGUCCGCAGUGCUGUCGGGAGGAGCAUGGCAUCGCACCUGUAUGAGAAUGUUUGCUGCCUGCAGCUUCAAGCCCUCCCCUGUGUUCUGGGUGUGAUGUAGUGUCCUGUCUUUAUUCAACUCUUCAUCGCGAUGCUGCUGCGGGGUGGGCGGGAAUGUCUCCAUGUGCUUGGAUUGCAGGGAGAGAGGUUUCAUGCACAUCAGAAAUCAGAAUGAUUAUGGUCUGUCUUUUUUUUUUUUUCCCAUGAGAAAUCAUUACUGCAAACUGCCUAUAAAUGGACUCCAAUAAAAUACAGUCUUUUAAUCUGUGAAAAUUUGAAUUGAAAUAAACAUGUAUAAUUUAAAAUGAUAA
Molecule: messenger RNA, 1832 nt
Organism: Pteronotus mesoamericanus
Lineage: Eukaryota; Metazoa; Chordata; Mammalia; Chiroptera; Mormoopidae
Gene: HADH
Product: hydroxyacyl-CoA dehydrogenase
Exons: 8
Coding region: 142-1086 (314 amino acids)
Biological process (GO): fatty acid beta-oxidation
Cellular component (GO): mitochondrion
Molecular function (GO): (3S)-3-hydroxyacyl-CoA dehydrogenase (NAD+) activity; NAD+ binding
Source: RefSeq, a predicted model, not a curated record